Molecule: messenger RNA, 423 nt
Organism: Colletotrichum abscissum
Lineage: Eukaryota; Fungi; Ascomycota; Sordariomycetes; Glomerellales; Glomerellaceae
Exons: 2
Coding region: 1-423 (140 amino acids)
Source: RefSeq, a predicted model, not a curated record
AUGUACGUUGGCUUCUGCAACCCCCAAAGCGCUGAAACGGCCCCCCUUCUGGACUUUGUGCAUCGGCUGGGUCAUCGGGCCACAGCAGCGCCGUACGAAACAGAAUCGAAGCACGCACUAUUGCACACGACCUGGGCCGAACGACAAUCGUCUGUCUCAAUGUCGUGGCAUCCCGAGCAUUCGACGCCUGAUGCCGCGGGGCCAACACCAAUCUUCCAAGCCGUUAUCUAUAUCCUUUACGAGGGUCACAGCAACUCGACCGUCGCAACCGCAACCCAACAGUACCACUGCCCCCAUCCUUCACGGUACGCCAGCCGUGCCAGCUCAACAACGCACCUGUCGCCUAGUGUCUCCGGCUACUCGGUGGUCCGGCUCUCCCCCUCACACUACAUUCCGGAAUCUCACCACAGUGCAGUCGUGUAG